AGGCGGAUUUUGGUGCUCAAAGCUCUUUUAACCCAUUUGCCUCUUUUCCUUGUGACCAGCACAAGCAAAGCCAUGUUGCUUGGCAGCUCUGCAACAGCCAGUGAGCUUGACAUGAACUAAGAAUGCACACAGUGUUUCGUUCCCUGAUGGUGGCCUUUUUGCUCCAUGCAGUCUCAGCAGUGACAUGGGUGAAGGGUGCCGGCGGAGCGAGUUGUGAGCACACCUGCGCUUCGCGGGAUGGUUGCACCGAGGAGGUUUGGCCCAAAAGCGAGGAGGAGUUCAAGGACAUCGCCAAGCUCGCAGGUCAGGAGUGCGUGACCACCCAAGAAGGGGGCGCCAAGUAUGAUCCCAGCACAGACGGGCGGCAUUGUGGUUGGAGCGGGCCAGACGGAAGCCGCUGCUCAGAAGCUGGGGACAGUGGGACAUACCGCUUUUGCCCGUGCAAUUCUGACAAAGAGCUUUAAGAUGAGCAGUUGUUUUUGAGGUACUUUGCACUCGCACCAUGAUCUUUGGUCGAUGGUGAGUAAUUGUUCAGGCAGGACUCACAGUCGCAGAAGCAGCGACCAGAAUUCGUACCAAAAAAACCGAAGAGAUCAUAGGAGAUCUUUUCCUCUCGACUGAGAA
Molecule: messenger RNA, 624 nt
Organism: Durusdinium trenchii
Lineage: Eukaryota; Dinophyceae; Suessiales; Symbiodiniaceae
Source: the annotation of a GenBank genome assembly